CAAAAAUGUAUUUUACAGCAUAACACCAUCUCCUCUCUCCGGCGCCGAUCUCAUCCGCGCUAAUUUUCACAAAGCACCGUUCAAAACCUAGCGAUAAUUUAGGGAUUUGAGGAUCAACUUUUCAGUCUCACUGUAUGAAAGUUCGGAUAUAAUUCAGCCAAAUGAGUAUCGAGUCAUUCAAUAGGUUGGUGAAACUUGCGGCAAGAGCUUUCUAUGACGACAUUACAACUAAAGGCGACAACCAGCCCAAGUCCGGUAGAAGUGAUAAUAGAGGAAUUGCAGUGGUGAUUCUUGACGCACUCACAAGGAGGCAAUGGGUGAGGGAAGAAGACUUGGCAAAGGACUUGAAGUUGCACACGAAACAAUUACGCCGCACCUUGCGGUUCUUUGAAGAAGAAAAGCUCAUCACACGGGACCAUAGGAAGGAGGGAGCAAAGGGUGCUAAAGUAUACAAUUCUGCAGUUGCAGCUACUGUUGAUGGUCUGCAGAAUGGGAAAGAAGGAGAUGACAAAAUAAAGAUGCAUACUCAUUCUUAUUGCUGCCUGGACUAUGCACAGAUAUAUGAUGUCGUGAGGUACAGACUGCACCGAAUGAAGAAAAAGUUAAGAGAUGAGCUGGAUAACAAAAACACAGUGCAGGAGUAUAUUUGUCCCAACUGUGCGAAAAGAUAUACUGCGCUGGAUGCGUUGCGGCUGGUCUCUACUGAGGAUGAGUACUUCCACUGUGAGAGUUGCAAUGGGGAACUAGUGGCAGAGAGCGACAAGCUAGCUUCUCAAGGGUCCACCGAUGGGGAUGACAAUGAUAGGAGACGCCGCCGUGAAAAGUUGGAAGACAUGCUUCAUAGGGUGGAGGCACAACUCAAACCAUUGAUGGAUCAACUUGCCAGAGUAAAAGAUUUACCUGCUCCUGAGUUUGGAAGCCUUCAAGCAUGGGAAGUGCGAGCCAACGCUGUGGCCCGUGGUGCAAAUGGAGAUAAUGGAAAUGACUCAAAGUCAGGACAAGGGCUUGGAUUUGGUGGAACACCUAUGCCGUUUGUAGGGGAGACAAAGGUUGAAGUUGCUUUCUCUGGUCUUGAAGAAAAAGGAGAUAUCAAAUCCGAGGUUUCAGUUACACCGAUGAAAGUUUUGCCUCCAUGGAUGAUAAAGGAGGGAAUGAAUCUUACAAAGGAGCAACGUGGAGAGGUCAAGCAAGAAUCAAAUAUGGAGGGUACUUCUGCUGCAGCAGGAUCAUCUGAUGACAAGAAGUCCAUAGGAUUUGAAGAUGUGAAGAAUAUACAGGAUGAAUAUAUUAAGGCAUAUUAUGAGGCUCUAUUCAAGCGGCAAAAAGAGCAAGAAGAAGCUACCAAAUUGUUGCCGGAAACAUCAACUACAGAUGGAGUAUAUAACCCCUCUACUGAGCGCCAAGUUGGCAUGAAAUCCAAACGUGAAGAGGAGGACGAAGGAGAGGAUGUUGAAUGGGAGGAGGCCCCACCUGCAGGUAAUACUACAACUGGAAAUCUCAAGGUAGACUUGAAUGUUCAAGCAGAUGCUUCGGAGGAUGACAACGAUGAAGAAGAUGACAUAGACUGGGAAGAAGGUUGAUGGUCAAAAGUAAUUUAACAUACACUGGGAAGAAGGUUGAUGGUCAAAGUAAUUUUUAAGCUGCAAAAUACAAAUGCAGACUGCCUGAAGUCUACAUGCAUGUUUGUAGCUUUGUGAAGAGUACCAUCGUCAUCCUGACAUGGGGGUCGUUUGGUUAAAAGAAACUAAGCUAUGUACGAAUUGUGUAAUACAAGGACAAAUAACGCAUUAUUUUUAUUGAGUGUUUUUUUUGGGCACUGAAAAUGGGAUAUGCAAGGUAAAAUCAAAAUUUGGGUUUUACUUUUUUUUUUUAUUAUAAAUAUAAUAGAAUCUAAAAGAGUACUGAUGAUGGAUUUGAGGAAAA
Solanum lycopersicum (tomato) is the source of this 1923-nucleotide messenger RNA. RefSeq lists its product as uncharacterized. NCBI's taxonomy places the organism in Eukaryota, Viridiplantae, Streptophyta, Magnoliopsida, Solanales, Solanaceae. Gene Ontology annotation, cellular component: transcription factor TFIIE complex. The record is from RefSeq and is a predicted model, not a curated record. Gene Ontology annotation, biological process: transcription open complex formation at RNA polymerase II promoter; transcription initiation at RNA polymerase II promoter.